CAUUGUAAGCUGUAUCGUUUUUGUGGUCAGCCUUCAACCAACAUGCAUAACUGGGCAAGAAUGUUCUGUAGAGGUUUAUUAUUUACAAGUUUACGGACCUGCUGUAAAGACUAUUUUGUAUGUUGCAAUGAUCAGGCUGCUAGGUUAACCUGCAUUAUUUGAAAUUUAUGGUGCUGUUGUUUCCUUUGUUACAGGUUCGUUUUAUGUCAGCACGUGCAUCCGUUGCCUUUAUUACAGAUCAAGUUGAAGAAGUCAAACAAAGGCAAUUUGCUGAUUUAGUCCCAGGUAUAGUACAGGCUGUUCGGGAAAGUGUUCAAGCAAAUGCUGAUGACUCCGUGUUAAAAUGUCUGAUAGACUUAGCCGACACUUGUCCCAAGCUUCUCAGGACAAAUUUGGAACAAAUUUUAGACUUGAUGUUGGAGAUUGUUCGUAACACAAGUCUUGUUGAAAGCUGGAGACAUUUAUCUUUAGAGUGUGUGGUGACACUAGCUGAGACAGCACCAGCCAUGCUGAGGAAAUGUCAGAAAUACAUCCCGGUAAUAGUUCCUGAGAUGCUGGCAAUGAUGGUUGACUUGGAAGAUGAUCCAGAGUGGAGUAUCUCUGAUGAACUUGAUGAUGAAGACUCUGAGAGUAACUCUGUAGCAGGGGAAAGCUCCCUUGAUAGGCUGGCUUGUGGUCUGGGUGGAAAAACAGUCUUGCCUCAUAUUAUUGUUACAGUACCACAGAUGUUACAGAAUGCUGACUGGAGAUAUCGUCAUGCUGGGCUGAUGGCUAUCUCUGCAGUUGGUGAAGGUUGCUAUAAGCAGAUGGAAGCAUUACUCCCCGACAUAGUUAACACCGUUUUGCCUUUCCUGACGGACACCCACCCCCGAGUACGGUAUGCUGCCUGCAAUGCAGUGGGACAGUUGUCAACUGAUUUUGCUCCAGGAUUCCAAAAAAAGUUUCAUAACAGAGUAAUCCCUGGGCUUCUUGUUGUUUUGGAUGACACAGCCAAUCCUCGUGUCCAGGCACAUGCUGCUGCCGCUCUUGUGAAUUUCUCUGACGACUGCCCAAAAACUAUUCUAGCAACUUAUCUGGAUAAUAUCCUGGCCAAACUUGAAGCUGUGCUGGCUUCCAAGCUGAGAGAGCUUGAGCGUGGCGGUAAACUCGUUCUGGAGCAGGUGGUCACCACCAUUGCUACAGUGGCAGAUACGGCAGAAGAGAAAUUUCUUCAUUAUUAUGAUCGGUUCAUGCCAAACCUGAAGUACAUCAUGCAGAACGCUCUAUCAUCUGAUUACCGCAUGCUGCGGGGAAAAACCAUUGAGUGCAUCAGUUUAAUUGGUUUGGCUGUAGGAAAAGAGAAAUUUUUGCCUGAUGCUAGUGAAGUGAUGCAGUUAUUACUGAAGACUCAGACUGAGAUGGAAGAGCUGGAGGCUGAUGAUCCUCAGAUUUCCUACAUGAUCUCAGCCUGGGCCAGAAUGUGCAAGAUUUUUGGCACAGAGUUCACUCAGUACCUUCCCCUCGUGAUGCCCUCAGUGAUGAAAGCUGCAUCCAUCAAGCCUGAAGUAGCAGUCAUUGAUGCUGAUGAUCCAAAGAGCGGACAGUAUUCUGAAGAUGAAGGAUGGCAGUUUAUCACGCUUGGUGAUCAGCAAAAGUUCGGCAUCAAGACCGCUGGCCUGGAAGACAAGAGCACUGCAUGUCAGAUGCUUGUGUGCUACGCCAGAGAACUAAAAGAAGGGUUCGCUCCUUACACAGAACAAGUCGUCAAACUAAUGGUCCCCCUGUUGAAAUUCUACUUCCACGAUCUAGUGCGCACAGCUGCUGCAGAAUCUUUGCCGUAUCUGCUGGAGUGUGCAAAGAUUAAAGGGGACGGAUACCUUCGGCAGAUGUGGGCCUUCAUGUGCCCGGAAGUGUUGAAAGCCAUGAGCGCGGAACCGGAACCGGAAGUUCAAAUUUUGAUCAUGGACGCUCUGGCACGGUGUAUAGAGACUUUAGGCGUGGGCUGUAUGACUCCUGAUUAUUUCACUGAGCUUGGCACCAUGCUGCAUGAUAUUAUAGACACUCAUAAAAACAGACAGGUCGAAAGACAGCAGAGAAGAAAAGAAGAAGAUUACGACGAAGAAGUAGAAGAAGACUUGCAAGACGAGCACGAGACGGAUGUGCACAUCUUAAGCAAGGUUUCCGAUAUUAUGCACGCGUUGUUCGGCACCCAUAAAGAAGCAGCUUUGCCUUUCUUCGAGCAGCUUCUUCCCGAUUUUCACUCGUUAAUACUGGCUCCCGGCGGAUCCGCUCAAGACAAACAGUGGUCUUUGUGUGUCUUUGAUGAUGUCAUAGAACACACUGGGUCUGCAUCAUUUAAGUACCAGGACUAUUUUCUGCGACCGAUGAUGAAUUAUGUGUUAGACAGAAAUGCUGAUGUUAGACAGGCUGCGUGCUACGGAUGUGGGGUGAUGGCGCAAUAUGGAGGAGAGGAAUACAUCACGGCUUGUACAGAUGUAGUCCCAUUGCUUUUCCAAGUCAUCAACGCCGAAGAUUCCAGAAGUCGAGAAAAUGUGAAUGCGACAGAAAACGCCAUUUCCGCCGUGGCAAAAAUAUGUAAAUACAACCGUGGAAACAUCGCGCUCAGUGAAGUAAUCCCGGCAUUCCUUGCGACACUGCCGAUAACGGAAGACAAAGAAGAAGCACCUCACGUGUAUGGAUACAUCUGUGAUUUGAUCGAAGAAAACAAUCCUCUCGUUCUGGGUACGAAUAACAGCAAUUUGCCGCGAAUACUUCAAAUCUUUGGUGACUUGUUUGUGAAUGACGUUCUAAGCGAUGACGAGGCCGCCAGGAAAAGAGUUCUUGCAAUUAUACGACAAAUACAAAGCGCUGCUGACAUGUGGAAGGCUUGUCUCGGACAACUCAGCGAGCUCCAACAGGAAGCUUUGAAACAAGCGCUUGAGGUUGAAAGCUGACUGAAACCGCAACCUUAAACGCGUGCGAGAUACCCAGGUGUGCAGAUUUCUCACAAAAACCGAGAGAGAACCGCGUCCCACCAGCAGAGAUUUCUUGAGCUCUUUGCAUGAAAUGCACCAUAUUCUGUUGACCCCCUGCCAUGAAUACUGAAAGGUUAUGAUUUUGUAUCGAGUGAAAACAAAACAACACGACAAAAUACACCGAGGUGGACAGUGUAGAACGGUGACAACUCAUCUUGUUUUUCUAUAUUUGGAUGGCGACUGUGGACGAUGAAAUCAGGAAAAAAGAUACCAGAGAACUAGAGGAAGUGUAAUGGAGAGAAGUGCAGAUAGGACUGAGAUUCCAAUAACAAGAAGGAAAAAGAAAAAAACAAUAACAAGAGAAUAGAAACCGAGAAAUAGAUGUGUGGAAGUAAUUCUAAUUGUAAUAAUUUAAAGCGACUUAGGCAUAGAAUGUUGUUCCUUCCUUUUUAACCCUUUCAGACUCAAGCUUGGAAGAUCAAUUCUCCUUACCAAGCGCCUUACAUUUCUUUUAAUCUAGUUUUGGGAAUUUGGCGGUGUAUCAGGACAAUAUCCCAUUUGAUUAGCUUUUUCUUCAAUUCAAAGGAAUGUCUGCUGUUAAAAAAAAAACAAAAAAACAAUAGAGUUGAUACUGGUAAGAGAAGUUAGAUAUCCAUCAGUCUUGGAGCCCAAAAGGUUAAAUAAGAAUGUUUCAGUAAAUAUGAAAAUAUCUAA
This is a messenger RNA of Orbicella faveolata, 3668 nucleotides long. Its product is annotated as importin-5-like. NCBI's taxonomy places the organism in Eukaryota, Metazoa, Cnidaria, Anthozoa, Scleractinia, Merulinidae. Gene Ontology annotation, biological process: protein import into nucleus. The record is from RefSeq and is a predicted model, not a curated record.